AUGGCAUCUAGUGAUAUCGAAAAGAAAUCAUGGUUACAAAGAAGAGAAAAGAAGAAAAAAUGGAAAUCCCGAUCGAUGAGCGUAAUGAAAAUUUUAGAAUUCUUCGGACGCCGAAAUUCAUCACAGCAGAGUGCGAAGAAAAACAAUUCAGUUUGGAUUUUUGACAACACAGCAUACAUGAAUGAACAAGGAACAUGGGAAGCAGAGUUUACCGUUGUUAUUUUCAACCAGAAGGCUGCGGUGGGUGUGACCAGUGCUGUUGCAGAUUUUGCCAUAGGGAUCGGGCUUGGAAGUGGCAACGAGACAAAAGCAGUCAUGCAAAAGCGUCUUAUACCUUGUGUCCGUUCGGUAGUCCCAGGAAGAAUAGUCAAGAUUGAUUUUGGAAGUCAGAAACAGAUAAAAAUGAGUCCGGGGAGUCUCGAUUGCAUCAGUAGUGACAUUAAAAGUCUACCAGAAUUCAAGAGUGGAACAAUAAUAACAAGCAAGGUGCGAGCACUCCCAGAAUCAGAGGGAUUACUUGAAAUGAAGACACUAUACGCUGGACCAGAGGGAUGGGGUGUCAUUUCUGAUAUCGAUGAUACAAUCAAGUUGACCCAAACUUCGGAUCCUAUGGGAUUUCUGCACGAAACCUUCGUUGCAGAACCAAGCCCGAUUAAAGGGAUGCCAGAGUUGUUUUCUUAUAUUCAAAUAUUAAUAAGUUAUCCGCCAUUCUUUUAUUUAUCCGCAUCGCCGUAUAAUCUUUAUCCGUUUCUUCAUACAUUUCGCCAGAAUUACUUUCCUUAUGGUACAAUUGCUCUACGAAAUAUAAGUUGGAUCGACCCCUCAUUUUUACUAUCUAAUUUCACCCUUGGUAUUCAAACAUUCAAAAUCGACUACAUGAAAAAGAUACAUUCUUGGCUACCCAAUCGAAAGAUGAUUUGCAUAGGGGACUCUACUCAAUCAGAUCCGGAGGUAUAUGCCGAGUUAUAUCGGAUGCAUCCAGGUUGGAUCAGGCUCAUUCUGAUUCGAAAAGUAACGGAUAUUUCGUCUACUAGUAUUGGAAGUAGAAAUGAAACCACCAGGUUUAGUAAGGCAUUCAAAGGUAUUCCGAAAGAAGAUUGGUUUGUAUUUGAGUCUCCAAAUGAAUGUUAUUCUAUACUGCGGAAUACUAGUUUAUAG
Messenger RNA from Blumeria graminis f. sp. triticale, 1158 nucleotides. The record is from the annotation of a GenBank genome assembly. NCBI's taxonomy places the organism in Eukaryota, Fungi, Ascomycota, Leotiomycetes, Helotiales, Erysiphaceae.